Messenger RNA from Homalodisca vitripennis (glassy-winged sharpshooter), 2469 nucleotides. RefSeq names its product ribosomal RNA processing protein 1 homolog A (gene Nnp-1). Gene Ontology annotation, cellular component: preribosome, large subunit precursor; nucleus; preribosome, small subunit precursor. Bases 118 to 2328 code for a protein of 736 amino acids. NCBI's taxonomy places the organism in Eukaryota, Metazoa, Arthropoda, Insecta, Hemiptera, Cicadellidae. Gene Ontology annotation, biological process: rRNA processing. The transcript has 9 exons. The record is from RefSeq and is a predicted model, not a curated record.
AAUUUUGUAUUAGUUUUCGUAGUCGUGGGUCGUGGUUGGGUUAGUGAAUGCGUGUUAUUUGUUAGGUUAUUUGAGUGUGUUAGGGUUACUGAUAUUAAUUUACUAAUAAAAUCAAUCAUGACUAAGGUUAUAGAAGAAGUUCAUUUAACGACUAUUAAACCCAAAAACGAAGUACUAUUACUAGCACAAGAAAUAUCGUUUGCCAAAGUUCUUGCAUCUAACGACAAACGUCUUAGAGAUCGCGGCCUGAGGAGGCUAAAAAAGUGGUUUACGGCCCGUUCUCAAGGAUCAGCAGAUUUCACUAAAGAAGAUCACAUGAGAAUAUGGAAAGGUCUCUUCUACUGCAUGUGGAUGUCAGAUAAACCAUUAAUUCAAGAAGAAUUGGCAGAAGAAAUUAGCCGUCUAAUUCACAGUUUUGCAUCAUUUAAAUCUUCCCUCUUAUUUAUUGAAACAUUUUUUGAAUCCUUGGGUGUGGAGUGGUUUGGCAUUGAUCAACUUCGCUUGGAUAAGUUUAUGAUGUUGGUGAGGAGGUUCAUGCGGCAAAGCUUUGAACUCGUUGCUCGCAGUGGGUGGUCCAAAGAUCACGUGCAACAACUAUCAGACGUGUACUACAGGACCUUGAAUGCUGCACCCCUUGGGUUGAGUAUGCACAUAAUCGAGGUUUUUUGUGAAGAGUUAGCCAAGGUGGGGAAAGGUGAACUUUCAAGCGAAAUCAUCCUGCUUUUUAUUACAAUGUUUGCUCGCUUUUUGGCAAAUCUUAAGGAUGGACGACUCAUAUCUCACAUCACUCGUCGAGUAUUUUUGCAUCUUAUUCGUCAAACAGAAAUGGGCGUAGAGCAUGAAAUGAAAUUUGCUGCAUGGAAAGAGUAUGGGUUCCCUGGUGGAGAUAUUGAUGCUGCAGAGAGAGUGGAACUAGAGUCCGAGGAGGAGGAGGAAGAAGAAGAAGAAAUGAUGGAAGGUAGUGAAGAUGAGAUGGUAGAAGAGAGACAAGUGGGGGUGGAUGCGAGAGCAGGGAAUGUGGAUGUACUGCUACCUCCUCUGGAUUUUGAUCCCUUGGAACUGCUUGAAGUUCUCAAGGAACUCAGGAAUAAAAAGGAGACCACCAUCAAAGCCAGAAAAGCCCUAAUCCAACUCAUAUCGAAGUAUGAACAGCUGAGUGCUGGGAAGUAUCCACUUGGUCUUCACAAAGUGGCACUGCCAAACAAAAUUGAUAAGAAGAAGGAAGUAAUGAAAGCAGCAAAGAAACUAUAUUUAGAAGAAAGAAAGCUAAUUCAUAGCGAGAGUGAAUCUGAGGAAGAUGGGGAUGCUCAGACAUCUAAGAAACAAAAAAGAGGAAAAGCAAAAAAAUUUAAAAAAUCUGUGUGGAAGAUUUCUGAAGCUAAUGACAAUGAACAUAUAGAAUCAGAACCCAAUAAUUCGUGGGAAGUCAUUGAGUCAGACACGAAAGUUAAACAUUUGAAGAAGAGAAAAUCUGAUAAGGUAGAAAGUUCGACGAAUGGUAUUGUUAAGAGUAAAAUUAAAAAGGCAAAGCUUUCUCAAUUUUCUGUUAGCGAUAGUAAAGAGAACAGUUUCUCUUCACCAGUUUCCAGUACACCUAAGAUUAGAGAUAACAGAAAUGUGUUGGAAAAAGCUACAUCAAAUCUUCAAAAUAUAUCAACGGAAGAAAUCAGCACAAUACAGAAAUCAGUUAACAAAACAAAAAAUAAAGCGAGCAAAAAAACUAAAGCUGAGAACAGUGACACUAUCGCAAAGAUAAAUUCUAUAGCAGAGCCUCAAGACGAUAUUCAAAAUAAGAAAAAAAUCAGGCAACAAAACAAUAAGAAAUUACAAAAUGCAUCUUCACAACCCGAAAAUGAAUCCACGAGCUCAAAAAAUGAGGAAAUUGAAACAUCAGAUUUGAAAUUGAACAUGUCAACAGAGAAAAAUAAUGGUUGGGGUGGUGAAUGGGAUGAACCACUCAAAGAUGGUGAAUAUGAAAUAUUUAUUCCAAACAAAAAAUAUGUAGAGAAAAGAAAGUCACUCGGGCUUCCUUAUCCUGUUUCUUCAUUUGUUCAGAAAUCAGCAGAAAAAAUCACACCGGUUAACAAAAUAAAAGCUGGACUGAAGAAUCUGACGUCAACUCCCGGCAGCCAGAAGAAGGUGGAAUUCAACCUUAGUGCAAACUGUUCACAAGAUUACAAGGAGUACACACUGCAGGUGAAAAGCAGUAAAAAGCAAGUCCCAUUUGACGCUUCCAAAAAACCAGUGCAAGGCCUGCUGAAGAAUUCUACACCAAGCCCAAUCAAUCCUUUCUACAAGAAAAAACUAAGUUUCUUGAAAUCACCAUAAAACAAAAUUGUUUUUUAGAUAUCCAUUUUGUUGUAAAUACUUUUAUAUAUAAAUUUAUAUAAGGAUCUUCUGGCAUGGUAUUAAUAAUUGUGUAUAUAUUUAUUGUAAUUAAAUAGAUUUGUUAUCUUUUGUUUUUUAAAA